CCGUUUCCGGCCGGUGCGCUGCGUCUGCGCAUCUCAUCUUGCUCCGAAGAUGUGCUUAUGGGGUCGGAGUUGUUGCGGCGCUCUGUGCGGAUACAAAGGGAACCCCAACAAGACGCAACAGGGCGAGAUCGAGCUGACGACGGGCCGGGCUGAUCAUGACGACGAUGCGGCUCAGUUUGCCGCCACGGCCAGCAACCGCCUAGCAGCAGUCGUCCUGUCCUCCUCCGCUGCCCCUACCGCCACGGCCAAGGACCAGGAAUAUCAGGUCGUGCAGUGGAGACGAGGCAUCAAGCGCCAUUUCGGAAAGCUCAACCCCCAGGCCGCCCGCCUGCUGCUCGACCUAUGCGACAACGACGACCUCCAGAGUUCCAUCUUUUACCUUGACGCAGAGUACAGCCGCCACGGCCUCGCCUCUGGCAUCAAGACACUGGAACCAACGCUGGCAUCCAUCGACUCCUUCUCACAGGCGCUGGGCGCCCUCGCACAAGCAGGCCCUGAGUCGGUCCAGCUGCUAUGGGGCAGCAUGCUCCUCCUCGUCAAGGUCACCCUGCGUCACCAAGAUGUCAUCGACAAGAUUACGCAAAUGCUCGGCCAUCUCACCGGAGCCAUGCCCAGGUUCGAGACGUACCUCGACUUAUACCCAACCACCCAGCUCCGCCGUGCCAUGCGUGCUAUCUACGACGACUUCAUCGACUUCUGCUUGUCCAGCGCAAAUUUCCUGAGCCGCAGUACUAUAGCCAACAUCUUUCGCUUGUCAUGGUCUUCUGUGGACAAAGACUUCGAGAAGAUGAGCCAGAGCUUAGAAAGCCACGCCCAAGAUUUCGAAGCCGAGACCCGUCUGGCCAAUGUGAAGGCGACCAAGAAGUGGCAAGACGACAUCCUUGAGAGGCUCCCCAAGAAUGUUUCCAACGACAACUCCUCAGGGGUCUCGACUGUCAGCAGCCUCGUGUCCACCCUUCCAUUCCCAAGAAAUCUCAUGUUCACGGGCAGAGACGACAUCCUACAAGACAUAAACAGGGUCCUCCAGUUACCCGUGGCAGACCAAACCCAAGCCCUGCGCUGUAUGACAUUGUACGGCAUGGGCGGCGUUGGCAAGACUCAAAUUGCGCUGGAAUACGCUUAUCGGUUGCGGGGUACCUACUCUCACACGUUUUGGAUCAAGUCUGAGACGGAAGUUGAACUGAGGCACUCAUUUGCUGCACUUGUCAAAGGCCUCGCCCUGCCGCAUGGUGGUGAGAGCGAGCAAAAGGACAUAGAACUGGCACGGAAGUGGCUUGAAACGAGCGAUGGUCGAUGGUUGGUGGUCUUCGACAACGUCCAACAGGUGUCUCUUCUCCGUCGGUACUGGCCUCGCGGCCCCAAAGGUAGCGCCAUCAUCACAUCACAACGACCUUCCUUUAAUGAAUUCUCUGCCGAGAGUAUUCGAAUACGCCCGUUCUCGGUCGAGGAAGGCACAAGCCUGAUCCUGCGCCAGAUGCAUCUCGAUGCCAGAGAUGAGCCCGCCCGUGCGAACGCCCAAGAACUUUCAGAGGAGUUGGGCGGCUCUCCGCUGGCCAUUGCUCAUUACGUCGGCUUUUGCGUUGCGUCCCACUACACUUUGGCUGAAGUUCUCCAUACCUUUCAGCGAAGAUCCGUGUCGGCAGAUAUCUGGUCCUGCAACUCGAACGCAUCGGUGAUGCAGUACGAGAGAACGCUCAGUACCGUCUGGGAUACUGCGUUAAGCAGUCUGAAUGAGGACACAAGGAACUUUCUUGACGUGCUCGCGUUCCUGAACCCAGACUAUAUACCCGAGGACUUCCUUAAGAGCAAGCCCGAUGUCAAUGAGGACGGGGCCGCUGGGUUUUCCACAAUCAAGCUCAUUGGCAUGGUGUCGAGCCUGACUCGACGCAACCUCAUUGAACGAAACAUCAUUAAAGACGGCUCUAGUUUACGAAUACACCGCUCACUCCGUCUUGCCCUGAUGAUCCAAAUGGACACGGAUCCUGAGAAGCGUCAGGCCAGGUUCAAAAGAGCCCUCCGCCUUACAAGAAACGCCUUUCCCAGACGCGACAUGACCUCCCGCACUCCUCAAUUCGAUCCCAUAUGGAAAAGGUUAAUGCCGCAAGUCUUGAGCUUGCAAUCAGCUUUUGAAAGAUCUGACCCACCGAUGCACAGCGAUAUGGAGUUUGCUGGUCUCCUGAGCGACGCUGGCAGCUUUCUCUGGGAGCAACAGCUGAAUAGGAUUGCCCUUCCAAUCCUGCUGCUGGGCGAGAAGAUGGUGCUGGAGCUUGUUGAUGAUGAUGAACCCAGCCCGGUGCUCGCGAGCCUGGAGAACAUGCUCAGCCUACUAGACGCGCACGAGAGCGCUGACAAUCGAGACGCUGUUAUCGCGCGAAUGAAACGCGUGGUCAAACACCGGGAGGCAUUUCUUCGCAGCCUGCCGCCUGGCACUGCUACGAUCGAGCAGCAGGUAGAUGUCGGUAGGGCGUGGAACGACCUUGCAUACUUCUACGCCGAUAUGGAACAGUUUGAAGAGGCCGACCGCGGAAUGACAAAGUCUCUGGCGCUCUAUAAGACUCUAGGUGACGAAAGGACGCUGAGGUUUCGAUUUGCUCUCCAAUAUGCCGACCUAACGGUUGUCCGGGUCGGACAGGGCCGCAUCGACGAAGCUCUAGACCUGGCUAGUAAGUCGUUCGAGCUUUGCAAGGCGGAGCUGGGACACAACCACCUCGAGACAGUAAGGUUCGAAAUGCAAUGGGCAUAUGCACUGAUGGCCUCAGGAUCCCUGAGUGAUGCUCUCAGCAGGUUGAGGGAUGUUCUUAAAGUGCGAUCCAGACUACUCGAUAGGGAUAACCCCGACGUCCUCACCACGAAGUACUGGACUGGAACCGUAUACUACUACCUCGACCGAGCGGGAAAAGCCGAGCAAUAUCUACGCGAAGCAGUCGAGUUCGGCGGGCAGUCUGGCUUAGGAGUGCCUGAUCUAGCCCGCGCACAGUAUCGAUUAGCACUCGUGCUUUACGAACAAAAACGCCGUAAGGAGGCUGUGAUGUUUGAGGAGGAAGCAGUCGCAGCAAUCUCGGAAGAGGAUCGCCCGCCAUGCGAGGACAGAGAUGAGAUCAUUCGGCUGCUCGAUCGGAGGGUGUACAUACAGAAUGGUCGGUCGACAGGGCCUUUUCGGGGCAAGAGGGAGGGAAAAGAGUGA
Molecule: messenger RNA, 3184 nt
Organism: Colletotrichum destructivum
Lineage: Eukaryota; Fungi; Ascomycota; Sordariomycetes; Glomerellales; Glomerellaceae
Product: Putative tetratricopeptide-like helical domain superfamily
Exons: 5
Coding region: 50-3184 (1044 amino acids)
Molecular function (GO): protein binding; ADP binding
Source: RefSeq, a predicted model, not a curated record